Cucurbitaria berberidis CBS 394.84 is the source of this 1449-nucleotide messenger RNA. Its product is annotated as aminopeptidase-like protein Y. The record is from RefSeq and is a predicted model, not a curated record. The transcript is spliced from 4 exons. The coding region runs from base 1 to 1449 and encodes 482 amino acids. Gene Ontology annotation, biological process: proteolysis. Lineage: Eukaryota; Fungi; Ascomycota; Dothideomycetes; Pleosporales; Cucurbitariaceae. Gene Ontology annotation, molecular function: metalloexopeptidase activity.
AUGAGGUCUCAAUGCUGUUUGGCUCUAGCAUUCGCUGUGCAGGUAUUGGGUACGGUAUUCCCUGCCCCAACCUAUGGUGACAAACUGCGACCUUUAGUGUCAUCGAAGAAGAUUCAGGAUGUAAUCACGACCGACGGGCUGAUGGGCAAUCUACAAGCUCUUGACUCCCUCGCAAAAAAGAACGGAGGCAACAGAGCCUUUGGUCUUCCAGGAUAUGCAGCAUCUGUACAAGAUUUUCCAGCGCUGUUUUUCCAGGUUGAAUCUAUAAAGUUCAGCAUCAGCAACACAUCCUACCACAUUAUUGGGCUCUCAUACUCACCAUCAACCACCCCUGGCGGAUUGACGGCACCGCUUGUACUUGGCGCAUCAGGGCCCGAAGGCUGCACGAACAAAUCUUACGACAACUUGGAUGUAAAGGGGAAGAUUGUAUUGGUCCAACGAGGAACAUGCCCUGAUGGUACUACACUUGCCGGCCGUAUCAAGCCCGCUACGGCGGCGGGGGCUGCUGCGGUCAUCAUUUACAGUGAUGUGACCACCCCCGUCACCGGUGGAACUCUCUCAAACCCAAACCCUAAAGAGUACGUUUCUUCAGGCUAUAUCAACAAAGCCGAUGGUGAGCCUAUUGUCGCACGCCUCAAAGCUGGUGAGCAGAUUGAAGCCUACUUCCAGCAGACGCAAACAGUUGAAACAAGAAUCACCCAGAAUGUCUUCACAGAGACAAAGGAAGGUGACCCUUCCAACGUGAUCAUGUUGGGCGCGCAUCUUGAUAGCGUGCAGGCAGGCCCUGGAAUCAACGAUGAUGGGUCUGGUACAACUCUGAUUCUCGAGAUCGCCAAAGCGCUUAGGAAGUUCAGGGUGAAGAAUAAAGUCCGUUUUGCCUGGUGGGGGGCCGAGGAAAAUGGAUUAUUGGGCUCAAAAUAUUAUACGCAGCACUUGAACGUUUCGGAAGCGAACAACAUCCUAACGUAUCUCAACUUCGACAUGGUAUCCCGCGGCUAUUACGGCGUGUUUGAUGGGGAUGGGAGCACAUUCAACCUAACCGGUGCACCCGGAUCUGCAACUAUCGAGAAGCUCUUCGUUGAUCAUUUCAAGAAGAAUGGUGUAAAUGUAACUGCGGCGAGAUUUACUGGUGGUAGUGACUACCAAUCCUUCAUGAACAUUGGGAAACCCGUUGGGGGGCUCCACACUGGCACUGGUGUUGAGCAGGAUCCGUGCUAUCACCAGGCUUGCGAUACAAUUGACAACCCGAACCCAACGACCCUUACCGUUAACGCAAAGGCUGCAGCUCACGUCUUGUCGAUCCUAGCCACUAAGGGGGAACAGCUCAUUCCUAAGAGCUCGGUGAACGCUAGCAUGAUUAGCUCACGAGGUCUCAUGGGCAUCGAGCCUAGGUGGACAGUACCAGACGAAGGUGAGAGACAUCUGUCGACAUGCGGGCACGAGGUAUGA